Actinia tenebrosa (Australian red waratah sea anemone) is the source of this 888-nucleotide messenger RNA. RefSeq lists its product as uncharacterized. NCBI's taxonomy places the organism in Eukaryota, Metazoa, Cnidaria, Anthozoa, Actiniaria, Actiniidae. The record is from RefSeq and is a predicted model, not a curated record.
AAAAUAAAAACUUUAUCGGAUCAAUUUGCAGUUAUUGAGUUCUGACCGCUCGAUCGUUAUAUCCGCUGAUAUUGGUAAAUAAGAGCAUCUACAAUUGUCAUACGUCUCACUCGAACACGCAAAAAUUCCCCCUUUCAAGGCAAGCAUGAAGACGUUUAUAAUCUGUGUUGCUGGAUUGUUGGUUCACGUCGCUAGUGCAGCCCUUCAAUGCGAGAUAAUCCGAAUAAAGACAUGUGCACAACGAUACAAAGUUGCUGUAAAGGACGGCAAAAACCACUGCGAAAGAUUGCAGACAAUGAUCGACUGUCUGGCUCAGGAUUUUUCAUGCGCUGACAUCACUAUCACAAGCUUCAGGUUUUGGAUGCUACAGAUGGGUCUGAUGGACAAGAUCAUGGGAAACUGUCCGGACCUGGAGACAGAUGACCUCAGGACUUUCACCACCAAAAUUUUAAACAAGAGACCAGACCUGGUCGUGGAUUCCGUUGACAUGGAUUCAUCUUCUCCAUGCGCCAGAAAGAUUCACAACAGAUGCGUGGAAUAUUACGUGAAAACACUUAAACGAACUCGCCAAAUUUGCACAGCAGUUCAGGCUCUGAAUUUGUGCUAUAGCAAAGGCAUUGUAGACGACAACUGCCAGGCAGACAUCAUCGAGCAUUUUGCUGAUAUCUUGCAGAAGGUAGCUCCGAGGGUGAUAAACAUCUUGAAAAACAAUUUGCCUAAGGUGUGUGAGGACUGGGUCUAGGCGAACUAACACGUUACAAGAGGAUGUUGUACAAGUUACGCCUAAAAAUAACCUUAGUUUAUGAAAAUAGCUGUAGAAGGAUUGCAAGCAUGUAUGAUUGAUUAACACGGUUCAUUAGACUUGAACUAAAUAUGAAGCAAAUAACU